Molecule: messenger RNA, 411 nt
Organism: Trypanosoma theileri
Lineage: Eukaryota; Euglenozoa; Kinetoplastea; Trypanosomatida; Trypanosomatidae
Exons: 1
Source: RefSeq, a predicted model, not a curated record
AUGCAGGUGCGACGUGUAUUGUAUUUUCUGGCUCUAAUUAUGAGUGUUGCCUCUGUUUGCCUGGCCGCUGCUGAGGCUGGAAACUCCGUAAGUUCUUCUUCUACGUCUUCUAACUCAGUUGAUAAAUGUCGUCCUCCUCCUGAAGGUGAUGCUGCUGUUGAACGUACUGCUGAUACUCUUCGUGAUACUAAUACUUAUUGUGCUAAUCAACGUCGUUCUAAUGCUUCUCCUGCUGGUAGUGGUAAUGAUGGCUCUGUUAAUCCUCCUCCUCCUCCUUCACCUGUUGCUGCUCCUCCUGUUGCUGCUGGUGCUGGGGAAGGGAGUAACGGUUCGUCUCCAUCUGAAGGUCCAACUGGAGCCAACGUCAACACUCCAGCAGGUGAAGGUGCAGUCAACGCGGAGAGUACAGCA